AUGUUUAUGAAAAUUAUUUUUAUUUCUUCCGUUAUCAUUUUGGCCGCUGCUGAUGAGUUCAUAGAAUCUGAAGAUCAAUACGAUUUGAACAUAAAUCCGCCUAAAGAAGAAUACAAGAAUCAAUACGAGUCAAAUAAUGAGUACCAACCUACAAGUGAAUACAACAACAAUAAGAAACCAUCAAAGACUGACUAUGAGAAUCAAUAUAAAUCUAGCAAUAAGUAUCAACCUAAGAGUGGAUACAAACCCAAGAAGGUUGUUUGCUUAGAUAUUGAUGUCACAAAGCAAUGUAAAAAUCGCGCUGAUGGCAACUACGCUAUUGAUAACAAGCCCAGAGCUGGUUAUAUAGCUUGUGUAAACAAAAGUCCUAUAUGUAUGCCAUGCCCAUACGGAUUAACAUUUUGUGCUAAGACCGGCUAUAAGGGGCUCGGACAUUGUCUUGGAGAGUACGAUGAAUGUCCAUCUCGUUCAUACUGA
Hydra vulgaris (swiftwater hydra) is the source of this 477-nucleotide messenger RNA. Its product is annotated as periculin-1-like. Gene Ontology annotation, molecular function: chitin binding. The record is from RefSeq and is marked provisional. Gene Ontology annotation, cellular component: extracellular region. Lineage: Eukaryota; Metazoa; Cnidaria; Hydrozoa; Anthoathecata; Hydridae.